AUGAAGGGCGUCGCGCUCGUGCUGUGUGCCCAAAGGAGGUUCCUGAGCGUGUACAACUUUUUCAUCUGUGUGAGGAAGGGCGGGGAGACCACGCUGGUCAAAGAUAUCAAGCAGCGCUACGUCAGGGAAGUAACAAAAUAUCAAGCGGAGAAAAGGAACCACGCGGAAGAGAAAAAGGAAAAAAGCAAAAAAGAAAAGCAUUUAAUCCGAUUAGGCAAAUGCAAUGGGGGGGUGCAAAUUAAAUGCUCCCCAUCGCUCAUUUAUCUUCUAUCAUUAAAAUGUGGUUAUAUCGAAAGCAUAUGGCUGAACGUUUCGAAGAAUGCCUCCUGCACUUCCCUGCUCUCUCUUGAAGAGAUUAUCAGAAGGGUUCCUUGGGAUUCUUACAUUUCUCCAAUCCAUUUGGAGGACAUUCCGUUGAAGGUCACUUCGCGAAAGUCGAAGCUGUUUGACGUUGCCGAGAUUGGACGUGCUGUACGUUGGCGAUUAAAUGAGUUCAUCAGGUCAUACAGAGGGGGCAACAUAACAAAGGGUCACAUCGCAGCAGAGCGGUCUCCAUCGCUAGACGCAUGUCUGGUAACCCCCCUCUUGGAAGAUCCCCCUCCGGAUGAAAGUACACACGAAACGCAUGUGGAAAACUCAAACGAAAGGACAAAAAAAAACAGAUGGAAUUUAUUAUCUGUCCAUAUUGAAGAUAACUUAUGCAAUGUGGAUAUCAAAUUUACAGGCAAAUUGUCUCCUCGAUUUUAUCAGUACUGUCAUGUGGACAAGCUGGAUAGUGUGGCUAACUACGACAAGUGCAACAAUCUGAAUUUCGAUUCUCUCUUCAAUAAGGAGUUUCAUAUCGGUGAUGAACAGAUUAAGAGUAUCGUCACGGAGAACGUCCCAUUUUGGUCCAUAUUUGAAGAAAAGAAAAAAAUUCAACUAAGUGAUGAAAAUGGCCCAUCUGGAGAGAAGACGCAACACCAUUAUAAAUACAGCUAUUUUGGGGAUGCCCUCAAGAGGGGGGAUUCACCCGACCGUCUGAUGAGUGCCAAAGAGGUGCCACCACCAGGGGAGAAGUGCCACAUUAACAGUCACCCGAAUGGAAACAAUGAUAGCCCCUACAUGGGACACCUUUCCAAUGAGGAAGAAGUUGGAAGGGGGGGUGGAAUUGGCACCCCUGCAGGGGAAAAAUGCGCUCAUGAGGAAACACCCAGGAGAGAGCAUCCCCCCGACGCACUAACGCACAACAUUGCGAAAGACAAAAGGGAAAAUCAAAAUCAUCGCACUGAAGCAGAUCGAAGCAGUGCACUCGGCAUAUCACACGUCGAUAACGAACGUGUGGUAAACUACCUGAGCGAUAUGGAAAUGAAAAGGAUGAACCAUCAGAACAACAAUUUUUUUUUAAGUGACGACUGCUACGACGCAGCUAGCUGUAUAUAUUCCCUAGCUGUGCAGAAAUGUCUAAAGAAUCAGAAACAUGUAAAACUCAUUUGGGACCCCUUCUGCUCCAAUGGAAACAUCAUCUUCGAGUUGUUGUUUUAUUUUCUUCGCAUUCCAAUUUAUAGCGACCAGCAAAUCUUACCCUUCAUGAAUUUGAAAAUAUAUGACCAGCAAGAGUUUCGACACCUUUAUCGAUACGUUCUGGACAACCCAGACGCUGCACCGAAUCAUCAGGUGCAGUUAAUCGGUACCGACAGUCGGAGCAUUAUGAUUGCUCAGUGUAAAAAGAACCUAGUCAGGUGCGCAUUGUACUAUAAAGAUAUUUUUGAGAAAGUAAAGCAAAAUAGAAGGUGUGGCUAUCGGGGCAGUUCUACGAACGAAGCGAGCCGAUGCACUUCUUCACCUGGAAGUUACUUGUGUAGAAAUUCAUUUUUAGGUGGCGCGCUGAGGGAUCGUGUCAUGGGCGAACAUGAGGAAGAGCACGGCGAGGUGGACGUGACGGGUGAGAAUUGCGCACCUCCCUUUGAUGAAGCAGCAGAGCGGAGUUAUGUUCGAGAUAUGGAUGCGCUACGCAGGUUGAAGGAGACUCCAAUGGGCGGAUUACCCGGAGGCGGCACCGCGAGGGAGGCGGCCUCAUCGGAAGAAGCCCCAUCGGAAGAAUUCUCAUCCGAAGCAGCCUCAUCAGAAGCACUCUCAUCCGAAGCACUCUCAUCCGAAGCAGCCUCAUCAGAAGCACUCUCAUCCGAAGCAGCCUCGUCAGAAGCACUCUCAUCCGAAGCACUCUCAUCCGAAGCAGCCCCAUCGGUAAUAACCGCCCCCGACUUGCACGCCACAUCUGUAUCCACCGCGGAGGACCGCAAGUACAAUUUGGAGUUCCCCUUGGACGUCUCCUUUCACAAGGCCCACUUUUUCAACGUCGCCCCGUUUGUAAAGGACGCGAUAAUUAUAACAAAAAUACCUCACUUCAGUUUUGUAAAGGAACUCGGAGUCAACAAAAAAACCUUCACCCUGUACGAGCAGUUCGAGCAGAUGCUAAGCUCAAGAAGCGACUGGAAGGGAGUAUACGUCCUCAUCAGAAAUCAGGUCUUUCUAAACAAAUCGAAAUUGGAAUGGAACAAAAUGCUGUCAUUAAAGGACUCAAAGGGUAGGCACUUAACGUUACUCAGUUGGACGGGACGGAAGAAGAAUUUAUAUUCAUUUGCAACGGAGGACGACAAGCUGAGGGAGCUAGAACGGUUUAGCGACAGUCUGACCUUUGAGGCGUAG
Messenger RNA from Plasmodium inui San Antonio 1, 2688 nucleotides. RefSeq lists its product as hypothetical. The record is from RefSeq and is a predicted model, not a curated record. Bases 1 to 2688 code for a protein of 895 amino acids. The transcript has 2 exons. Lineage: Eukaryota; Apicomplexa; Aconoidasida; Haemosporida; Plasmodiidae.